AUGGCACCGAAAAACCGUGGCGGCAGGUCGACUCUUGGGCAUGGGCUUGAUAAGGAUGUCUAUCAAGUCGUUCGCAAAUUGGUUGAUGAACAGCAGAGCGAGGGAUCUAACUUUCGGUUAUCCGUGCCUACAAUCUAUGAUCGGAUCAAAAAGUCCAAUUCCAGCCUAAACCGAAGGCCGAAGAAAUUAUUGGAGGAUAGUAUAGAGCGCGUUUUAGAUGUUGUGAAGACCGAUGUUCUUGACAAUGUCGAAUCCGAAUCUGUAGAAGGUGACUUCGAUGGGUUAGAAGAAAAGGAGCCGCGGCCUACUUUGAAUGGUGUGAACAAGAGUAUAGUUGGAAUGUGGAACACACAGCCAAAACAACCAUUAACGCCCAAGAAACCGGAUGGUGCCGCUGGAUCCUCCUCAUCUCUUGCCGUUACCGCAAACAAACGGCGACAGAAUGGUGGGGAAUCGCUCUCGAAGCGUCGUAAGGCAGAAAAUGGCAUUGAUCGAUCUCCACCAACCCAUGUGAGCCUUGCAGACUUGGGCGGUGUCGACGACGUCAUUCAAGACUUAGAGGACUUAAUCGUCCUGCCAAUGACUCGGCCUCAAGUCUACUGCUCAUCUAACGUUCAGCCUCCACGCGGUAUCCUCCUUCAUGGACCUCCUGGAUGUGGGAAGACAAUGAUUGCCAAUGCUUUUGCCGCUGAGUUGGGCGUACCAUUCAUCGCCGUAUCUGCGCCUUCAAUUGUUUCUGGAAUGUCCGGUGAAUCUGAGAAGGCCCUUCGAGAGCAUUUUGAUGAGGCCAAGAAAGUCGCUCCUUGUCUCGUUUUUAUCGAUGAGAUUGAUGCUAUCACGCCAAAGCGAGAAAGCGCACAACGCGAGAUGGAGAAGAGAAUUGUCGCCCAACUUCUCACAUGUAUGGACGAUUUAGCUUUAGAGAAAACUGAUGGUAAACCAGUGAUUGUGCUGGCAGCCACGAAUCGACCUGAUAGCCUUGAUCCAGCUUUAAGACGAGGUGGUCGGUUUGAUAAAGAAAUUAAUCUAAGUGUCCCCAGCGAACCGGUCAGGGAAAAAAUUCUUAGGACGUUGACAAGGAACAUGAACCUUGCGAAUGACCUAGACUUUCAAACCUUAGCAAAAAGAACUCCGGGAUUUGUGGGUGCCGAUUUAAAUGAUCUUGUUUCCACCGCUGGAACAGCCGCUAUUAAACGGUACCUGGAACACUUAAAAUCCUUAAGUGAUGAAGAAAUGGACAUCGAAGAGCCCCAGAGUACUAGUUUAAGCCCAAAGAUCUUGGAACUCCGUCGAUUAAUCAGACGGGCGCGGGAAAUCCCCCCAGAAACGGAACUUCAAACUGUUUUUGUUUCUAAUGAGGACUUCUUUGCGGCGCUGCCUAAAAUCCAGCCUUCAUCAAAACGGGAAGGUUUUGCUACCAUCCCAGAUACAACUUGGGCUGAUGUUGGUGCGCUGGGGGGCGUACGGGAGGAGCUUGUCACUGCCAUUGUUGACCCCAUUCGAACCCCUGAGAUUUAUGCCCAGGUGGGAAUAUCGGCACCCACUGGUGUACUACUCUGGGGACCUCCUGGCUGUGGUAAAACGCUUCUUGCAAAAGCUGUUGCUAACGAGUCCCGCGCCAACUUUAUUAGCGUCAAGGGCCCUGAGCUUCUUAAUAAAUAUGUUGGAGAAUCAGAGCGUGCUGUUCGGCAAGUUUUUGUUCGUGCCCGGUCUUCUAUUCCCUGUGUGAUAUUCUUCGAUGAGCUCGAUGCUCUCGUACCGCGCCGCGAUGAUACCCUAUCUGAAGCUUCUGCACGUGUAGUAAAUACAUUACUUACGGAACUUGAUGGCUUAGGUAGCGCUAGGCAGGGAAUAUAUGUCAUUGCCGCUACAAACAGGCCUGACAUUAUCGAUCCGGCUAUGCUACGUCCUGGCCGCCUUGAAACCUUACUCUUCGUCAAUCUUCCCAGUGCCGAUGAAAGAGUGGAUAUUCUGAGAACAUUGGUACGAAACUUAGCCUUUCAGGUUACCACUGACGUCGAAGAACUUGUUCGCUCCUGUGAGGGCUUCAGCGGUGCGGAUUUGGGUUCACUACUCCGUCGUGCGGGAUAUGCCGCGAUUAAGCGACGUGAUACCAUCAAAGUAGAGGAUUUUGUUUCGGCCAAACGGGAGAUCAGGCCAAGCGUAACAGACAUGAAGAAGUAUGAAAAACUACGGAGGGACUGGGGUGGCGGUAAUGCAAUUUUAUAG
Molecule: messenger RNA, 2229 nt
Organism: Ophidiomyces ophidiicola
Lineage: Eukaryota; Fungi; Ascomycota; Eurotiomycetes; Onygenales; Onygenaceae
Gene: RIX7
Product: Ribosome biogenesis ATPase rix7
Exons: 3
Coding region: 1-2229 (742 amino acids)
Biological process (GO): ribosome biogenesis
Cellular component (GO): nucleus
Molecular function (GO): ATP binding; ATP hydrolysis activity; RNA binding
Source: RefSeq, a predicted model, not a curated record